CCGAGACAAUAAGAUGAUAUUAGCGUUUCGUACUAUCGCCUUCUUAAAGAAUUACACGCGAAAAUGUACAAAUUUAAGAAAUAUCGUAAGAAGUACAAAUGCCCAAUUUUACAGAACUCCUGAAUUUCUACAUGGAGAAUAUGAAUUUCAGGAUCCAAAAACCGAUGACGAGAUUGUUAAUGUGAUAUAUGUCGACAGAAAUGGGAAGAAAAUACCAAUAAGAGGUAAAGUUGGAGAUAAUGUUCUCUAUUUAGCGCACAGAUAUAAUAUUGAAAUGGAAGGUGCUUGUGAAGCUUCAUUGGCAUGUACAACUUGCCAUGUUUAUGUCAAUUACGAUUAUAUUUCUAGACUUCCACAAGCCGAAGAGAAAGAGGAUGAUCUAUUGGAUCUAGCGCCUUGUUUAAAAGAAAAUUCUAGAUUAGGCUGUCAAAUUAUUUUAACAAAAGAAUUGGACGGUAUGGAAUUGCAAUUACCUCAAAUUACUCGUAACUUUUAUGUGGACGGACAUAAACCAGCUCCGCAUUAAAAACAAUAACUGAAAACAUCAUUAUAUAGAAUAUAUGUAAAUAGUAAAUCAUAAAAACUGU
Ceratosolen solmsi marchali is the source of this 587-nucleotide messenger RNA. It is a transcript of the gene Fdx1, whose product is annotated as Adrenodoxin-like protein 1, mitochondrial Ferredoxin 1. Gene Ontology annotation, biological process: P450-containing electron transport chain. The transcript has 4 exons. Lineage: Eukaryota; Metazoa; Arthropoda; Insecta; Hymenoptera; Agaonidae. Gene Ontology annotation, cellular component: mitochondrion. Gene Ontology annotation, molecular function: electron transfer activity; 2 iron, 2 sulfur cluster binding. The record is from RefSeq and is a predicted model, not a curated record. The coding region runs from base 14 to 526 and encodes 170 amino acids.